AUGAAUUAUUCAAAUUUAAUAUUAUCAAUAAAUGUUUUGUUAUUAUUUUUUAUUACAACAUUAAAUUGUCAAUCAAUCUUUAAAUCAAUUAUUCAAACUCGAAGUAAUGUUGAAAUUGAAUUAACUCAACCUUUAUAUUUAUUUAAUAUAACAAGUUUAGAUAAUUUAUAUUAUAAUUAUGAUUUUAAUGGUACAUCCGUUUUAAAUUCAUGUAUUUUUAAUUCAAAUUAUUUUUCUUUGAAUUUAUCAAAAUUAAAAAAUGUUGAUCACAGUUUUCCAGAUCAUUAUAGCCAAUAUGAGCACCGUUUUUCUAUUUGUUCAAAUCUAUCUUCCUAUAGAAGUCAAUCUGGAUUAAUAUAUAGGGGGAGUUUUUAUACAACUGGAAAUUUGAACACAGAAGAAUUUGAAUUUGGUAAAUUUGGUUUUGACGAUUAUGCAUUGAAAUUAAGAUAUAACAGUAAUAAUAAUAAUAUUUGCGGAUAUUCCACUAGAAAUUAUUAUUUUCAAUGUGAUGAAAAUCAAGAAUUUAACUUUACUGCACCAUCUGUAAAUUUUUAUGAUUGUUAUGUAAAUGUUUAUAUUAAAACAAAAUAUGUAUGUCCAUAUAAAAAUACAAAAAGAACAUCAAUUAAAUAUUCAUUAGUUCAACCAAAUAUUUUACGUUUUACACUAGAUGAAAAUUCUUCAAAAUUAAUUUCAAUAAAUAAUGGUGAAGCAAUUGAAGUUUUACCAAUUAAACCAAUAAUCAAUAGUUGUGAAAACAAUGGUGAUAUUAUUACAGUAAAUGGUGUAUUUUUUAAAAUUUUUUUAUCAGCAUAUAUAUUAAAUUUCGAAAGUAAACACAUAUUAAGCCAAUCAAAUAUAAUAUCAUUCAAUUCAACAACAUUGGUGGUAAACUCUACAGAUUAUGUUGAAAACUACUUUUUUAUUUCACUCUUUGAUUAUUCAUCUGACAGAUUUCCAAUUUUAAAACCACAACAGCAAAUGAAAUUAAACUCAUGGUGUGAUAAUGAUUUUAAUCUACUGUUCAUCGAUUGUACAAAUUGUAUUGGUGCAAAAACAAUAGGAUUGCCAAAUAAUUAUACAAAAUAUUCAUACUAUCCAAUCCAAUUGGACACUAAAGGAAUCAUUUUAAGUGGAAUUUAUUUAGAAGCCCCGAUUUAUCCAUAUAGACGAUCUGGUGCAUUACCGUUACCAACUAAUUUUCAAAAAGUUAAUAUCAGUGGCAAUGAAAUAUUUGGAUUUUAUGGUAAUUCAAUAGUAUCAAUAAGUGGCCAUUUUAUUCCAAAAAUAUACGAUAAUCAAGCAUAUAUUAUAGGAAAAUUAGAAUUUUUAAAUGGUACAAUAUGUAUAUUGGAUUAUAAUACUUUGAAUAAUAGUGUAUUAACACAAGGUAAAUUCAAUAUUCCAAGUGGUUAUGGUAAUGGUAAUUUUUCAAUUUAUAUUAAAGAUAAAUUGGUUCAUUCAAAUUUAUUUACCUAUCAACCACCAGUAAAGUGGAUUUCAUCAAUCACUCAAAAUCAAGAAAAGGUACAAUUACAUCUUUCAUUUCCAUUUUCUUUAUUUCCAAUAACAAGUAUUAAAUAUAAUGAUAAAAAUGGAAAUGAUUUAGACUAUACUUUAAUUGAACCAAAUAUCAUUUCAUUCACAUUAAAUACAUAUUCUACAAAUGUACUUUCAUUUAAUAAUGAUUAUCAUAUCGAAACUUUAACAAAUGGAUUAAACUUUCGUCCAAUUAUUUAUAGAUAUUCAAUUGAAAAUGGUAUUAUAAUAAUGGAGGGUCUCUUUGUAUCAAAAUUAUCAAAUUAUAAAUUUUAUUUAGAUGAUAGUAAAAUUGCUGUUUCUAGUGACCAAGUAACCUAUUUCGAUCGUUCAAGACUUAGUUUAGUUAUUAAUCAAUUCUCAUAUGUAUAUGUUUAUAGUGACGAUUAUUCAUAUACAAGGGUACCAGAUCUCACAAUUACAAGUGACCAAGACCAACUAUUGUUUACAUGUAGUAAUUGUUUAGGUGGAUAUAUCAAUAUAAAUGAACCACAAAGUAAUCAAGAUUCUCAAUUCUCUCAAACUGGUACAAUUGUAAAACAAUUUAAUACAAAUACAAUUUUUAAUAAAUACAAAAUUUUUACAUUUACUAAAGAUUCAAAAACAUUAGCUAUACAACCACCAUUACCUAAAAAUUUAACAAUUGAUGGAGGUUUAGCACAAUUUUCAACUUUCAGUAAUAAUACUAUUUUAGUUAGUUCUGAUUUCUUAUUGGAUAAAUACAAUGGCUAUGAUUAUACAGAUUUCCAACUUCAAUUUGAUAAUGGUACAAUUUAUUCACCAAAUAAACAAAUUUUAUCAAAAUCAGUUCAAAACUAUAUAUAUCAAUUAAAUAUACCAUUUGCAUAUGGAUCUGGUAAUUUUAGUAUAUUCAUUACUCUAGAAAAUGGUAGAAAGUUUAUAAUAAAUUCGACUCCAUUCAAUUAUCCAACAAAACCAAUAAUUAAUUCAAUAUCAAAAAUUAAAGAUGGAAAUCUUAAAAUAAAUGGAGAUGGUUUCCUUAAUAUAACUGUUGUUGGUUCUUUUAAAACAACAUUUAAAAAUAUAAUAACUGGUCUUUUUUCAGAUACAAUCGAAUGUCAUUCUCAAAUAAUUCAACAAAAUCAAAACAUUAUUUGCCAAUUUACAUUGAAUCAAAACUUAAGUUUAGUAUAUUCUCGUGAUGCUCCAAUUACAAUACAAAUUAAAAGCUCCAAAUUCUCACAGCACAAAUUUGAAACAGUUUAUACCCAAACUUUUUUUAAUAAUUCUAAUUCUAAUUCUAAUUCAAAUACUGAUCCAGAAAUGCUAAACAAUGAUAUUAGUUUACAUUCGGUUUUCUCCAAAUUGGUUGCAACUCUUUUUAUUAUAAUAUCAAUAUUGUUUCAAUAA
This is a messenger RNA of Dictyostelium discoideum AX4, 2913 nucleotides long. RefSeq lists its product as hypothetical. The transcript is spliced from 4 exons. The record is from RefSeq and is a predicted model, not a curated record. The coding region runs from base 1 to 2913 and encodes 970 amino acids. NCBI's taxonomy places the organism in Eukaryota, Evosea, Eumycetozoa, Dictyosteliales, Dictyosteliaceae.